Messenger RNA from Diceros bicornis minor, 17370 nucleotides. It is a transcript of the gene MDN1, whose product is annotated as midasin AAA ATPase 1. Lineage: Eukaryota; Metazoa; Chordata; Mammalia; Perissodactyla; Rhinocerotidae. The transcript is spliced from 102 exons. The coding region runs from base 150 to 16967 and encodes 5605 amino acids. The record is from RefSeq and is a predicted model, not a curated record. Gene Ontology annotation, biological process: rRNA processing; ribosomal large subunit assembly. Gene Ontology annotation, cellular component: nucleus; preribosome, large subunit precursor. Gene Ontology annotation, molecular function: ATP hydrolysis activity; ATP binding.
AGCUUUCCCGGUGUCUGCGGAGCAGCGCCGCCGGCUUCUCCUGGGGACGUAGUUGGUGGCAGCUCCGGCGCGGGCACCUCGGCGGCUCAGGGGCUCUGAGCGCGAAGCAAGGAGCGCUGGUGGCCGCCCGGGGCAGAGGGUCCGCGGUCAUGGAGCACCUCUUGCUGGAGGUGGCGGCUGCGCCGCUCCGAUUAAUCGCUGCCAAGAACGAGAAGAGCCGCAGCGAAUUGGGCAGGUUCUUGGCCAAGCAGGUGUGGACACCUCAAGAUCGCCAGUGUAUCCUGAGUACCUUAGCACAAUUACUUCUGGAUAAGGACUGUACUAUGCUAGUUGGUCGCCAGCUGCGCCCUCUCCUUUUGGAUUUGCUGGAAAGAAAUGCUGAAGCCAUUAAAGCUGGAGGCCAAGUCAACCGUGAUCUACACGAACGGCUCUGUGUGUCAAUGAGCAAACUCAUUGGUCACCAUCCUGAUGUCCUCCCGUUUGCCCUGAGGUAUUUCAAGGACACUUCUCCAGUGUUUCAGAGACUCUUCUUAGAGAGUUCAGAUGCUAAUCCAGUCCGCUAUGGGCGCAGGCGGAUGAAGCUCCGGGACCUAAUGGAAGCGGCCUACAAGUUUCUACAGCAAGAGCAGUCUGUGUUCCGGGAGCUCUGGGACUGGAGUGUAUGUGUCCCUCUCCUCAGAAGCCAUGACACCUUGGUCCGCUGGUACACAGCCAGUUGUCUCGCUUUGGUCACCUGUAUGAAUGAAGAGCACAAGUUAUCAUUCCUUAAGAAGAUUUUUAAUAGUGAAGAACUGAUCCAUUUCAGGUUGAGGUUACUAGAAGAGACCCAGCUGCAGGACUUGGAGAAGGCCUUGGUUUUGGCCAAUCCAGAAGCCUCGCUUUGGCGUAAGGAGAAGGAGCUGCAGUACUUACAGGGACACCUUGUUUCAGCUGACCUCUCCUCCAGGGUGACUGCUGUCUGUGGUGUGGUGCUGCCAGGGCAGCCGCCAGCCUGUGGAGAGCAGGCUAGUAAUAGGAAUUCUUCUCGUGAACAGGACCUGUCCUUUAGGUCUUACGUGCUGGUUAAGUCAGUCUGCAAAAAUCUUCAGACUCUGGCUAUGGCAGUGGCUUCUCAGAAUGCUGUGUUGUUGGAAGGACCAAUAGGAUGUGGCAAAACUUCCUUAGUUGAACAUUUAGCUGCAAUGACAGGUAGAAGGAAGCCCCCUCAACUUCUCAAAGUCCAGCUUGGAGAUCAGACUGACAGUAAGAUGCUAUUGGGAAUGUAUCGCUGCACAGAUGUCCCAGGAGAGUUUGUGUGGCAGCCUGGCACCCUGACACAGGCAGCCACAAAGGGACACUGGAUCCUUCUGGAGGAUAUUGACUAUGCCUCCUUAGACGUGGUUUCUGUGCUGAUCCCUCUUUUGGAGAAUGGAGAGCUCUUGAUUCCUGGCCGAGGUGACUGUCUGAAAGUGGCUUCUGGAUUUCAGUUCUUUGCAACCAGAAGACUCUUGAGCUGUGGAGGAAACUGGUAUCGACCGCUAAAUAGUCAUGCUACUCUGCUAGACAAAUAUUGGACCAAAAUUCAUCUAGAUAACAUGGAUAAGACAGAACUGAAUGAGGUUCUUCAGAACAGAUAUCCUAGCCUAUUGUCAGCAACUGAUCACCUGCUUGACAUUUACCUCGAACUUACUGCAGAGAAACAUCGCCCUCAGAGUGAUAGUUCUGUUGGAUGUGAACAGGCACCUGAAGAAGUUUCAGAAGCCAGAAGAGAAAACAAAAGACUAAGCCUUGAGGGAAGAGAACUGUCUCUAAGGGAUCUACUGAACUGGUGUAAUAGGAUUGCCCAUAGCUUUGACAGUCUGUCUUCAUCAGCAUCAUUAAAUAUUUUUCAAGAGGCUCUGGACUGUUUCACAGCAAUGCUUUCUAAGCAUACAAGCAAACUGAAAAUGGCAGAAGUCAUUGGAAGUAAAUUGAACAUUUCCAAGAAAAAGGCUGAAUUCUUCUGUCAACUUUAUAAACCAGAAAUUGUGAUCAACGAGCUAGAUGUGCAAGUGGGUCGAGUGCGGCUUCUACGGAAACAAAGUGAGGCCGUCCACAUACAGAGGGAGAAGCUUACUUUUGCUGCUACGAGGCCAUCCUCUGUCCUUAUUGAACAGCUUGCAGUGUGCGUUAGCAGAGGGGAGCCCGUGUUGCUGGUGGGAGAGACUGGGACUGGCAAAACAUCUGCUGUCCAGUACUUGGCUCACGUUACAGGACACCGUUUGAGGGUUGUCAAUAUGAACCAACAAAGUGACACUGCAGACUUGCUUGGAGGUUACAAACCGGUGGACCAUAAGCUUAUUUGGCUGCCCUUACGGGAAGCAUUUGAAGAACUCUUUGCCCAGACAUUUUCCAAGAAGCAAAACUUUACAUUCUUGGGGCACAUUCAGACGUGUUACAGGCAGAAACGGUGGCAUGAUCUCCUCAGACUAAUGCAACAUGUGCACAAGUCGGCUGUCAACAAGGAUGGAAAAGAGAGUGAGACUGGGUUACUCCUAAAAGAGAAAUGGGAAGCAUUUGGUCUUAGACUUGACCAUGCCCAGCAACAGAUGAAAAUGACUGAAAGUGCUCUAUUGUUUGCAUUUGUAGAGGGUACAUUAGCUCAGGCUGUAAAGAAAGGAGAGUGGAUCUUGUUGGAUGAGAUUAAUUUGGCUGCUCCAGAAACAUUAGAAUGUCUGAGUGGUUUACUUGAAGGAUCCUCUGGCUCCCUGGUGUUGCUGGAUCGAGGAGACACAGAACCACUGGUUCGUCAUCCUGACUUCCGUUUAUUUGCCUGUAUGAAUCCAGCAACUGAUGUGGGCAAAAGAAAUCUCCCACCAGGAAUAAGAAACAGGUUCACAGAACUUUAUGUAGAAGAAUUGGAAAGUAAAGAAGACUUACAAAUUCUUAUUGUGGAUUAUCUGAAAGGAUUGAGUGUGAAUAAGAGCACAGUGCAAGGAAUCAUAAACUUCUACACAGCCGUGCGGAAAGACUCUGGAACAAAAUUGGUGGAUGGGACCGGCCAUAAACCUCACUACAGCCUUCGGACGCUGUGCAGGGCCCUGCGAUUUGCAGCCUCCAAUCCAUGUAGCAACAUCCAGCGCUCGCUCUAUGAGGGCUUUUGUUUGGGUUUCUUAACACAGCUUGACAGGGCAUCACACCCAAUAGUUCAGAAGCUCAUUUGUCAACACAUUCUCUCUGGCAAUGUUAAAAGUCUGCUGAAGCAGCCUAUUCCAGAACCAAAAGGAGGUCGGCUUAUCCAGGUUGAAGGCUACUGGAUUUCAGUGGGAGACAAGGAACCUACAAUAGAUGAGACAUACAUUCUUACAUCUUCUGUCAAGCUGAACCUGAGAGAUAUAGUCCGAGUGGUCUCUGCAGGAACCUAUCCAGUGCUGAUUCAGGGAGAGACAUCAGUUGGUAAAACAAGCCUGAUCCGGUGGCUGGCUGCAGCUACUGGUAACCACUGUGUGCGUAUUAACAAUCACGAACACACGGAUAUUCAGGAGUAUAUUGGUUGUUACACAUCUGACUCCUCAGGGAAGCUUGUGUUUAAAGAAGGUGUUCUUAUUGAUGCUAUGAGAAAGGGCUACUGGAUUAUUUUAGAUGAAUUAAAUUUGGCCCCUACCGAUGUAUUAGAGGCACUGAACAGACUGUUGGAUGAUAACCGUGAAUUGUUCAUAACAGAAACACAAGAAGUUGUUAAAGCACACCCUCGGUUCAUGCUUUUUGCUACCCAGAAUCCCCCAGGACUUUAUGGAGGCAGAAAGAUGCUUUCUAGAGCCUUCAGGAAUCGGUUUGUGGAAUUGCACUUUGAUGAACUGCCUAGUUCUGAGUUGGAAACAAUCUUGCACAAGCGGUGUAGUUUGCCACCUUCCUAUUGCAGCAAGUUGGUUAAAGUCAUGCUGGAUCUUCAGUCCUGUCGCAGAAGUUCUUCAGUGUUUGCUGGAAAGCAGGGCUUUAUCACCCUUCGGGAUCUGUUUCGAUGGGCUGAAAGAUACAGAUUGGCUGAACAGACCGAGAAGGAGUAUGACUGGCUACAGCAUUUAGCCAACAAUGGUUUUAUGCUUCUGGCAGGCCGGGUCAGGAAGCAGGAGGAGGUUGAUGUGAUUCAAGAAGUCCUUGAAAAACAUUUCAAGAAAAAAUUGUGUCCUCAAUCCCUCUUCUCCAAAGAAAAUGUCCUAAAAUUGCUGAGUAAAUUGUCUACUCAGAUAUCCACAUUGGAGUCUAAGUUCAGCCAUAUUGUGUGGACUGAGGGCAUGCGGAGACUGGCAAUGCUGGUGGGAAGGGCGUUGGAAUUUGGUGAACCAGUGCUGCUGGUUGGAGACACCGGGUGUGGGAAAACUACUAUCUGUCAGGUGUUUGCAGCCUUGGCAAAUCAGAAAUUAUACUCAGUCAACUGCCACUUACACAUGGAGACGUCCGACUUCCUGGGGGGGCUGCGGCCGGUGAGACAGAAGCCAAAGGACAAGGAGGAAAUUGACACAUCAAAGCUCUUUGAGUGGCAUGAUGGCCCUCUGGUUCUGGCCAUGAAGGAGGACGGCUUUUUCCUCUUGGAUGAGAUCUCGCUGGCUGAUGACUCUGUCCUGGAAAGACUCAACAGUGUCCUUGAAGUGGAAAAGUCUCUGGUAUUAGCUGAAAAAGGCAGCCUAGAGGACAAGGAUAAUGAGGUAGAACUGUUGACCGCUGGGAAAAAAUUCCGUAUCUUAGCAACCAUGAACCCUGGGGGCGACUUUGGAAAAAAAGAGCUGUCUCCUGCCUUAAGAAAUCGGUUUACAGAAAUAUGGUGCCCUCAGAGCAUAAGCCGUGAAGAUUUAAUUCAGAUUAUCAGCCAUAAUCUUCGUCCAGGAUUGUCUCUGGGAAGAAUAGAUCAUAAAGGGGUUGACAUAGCUGAGGUGAUGCUGGAUUUCACUGACUGGCUGACCCAUCAGGAAUUUGGCCGAAGGUGUGUGGUCAGUAUCAGAGAUAUCCUGUCCUGGGUUAACUUCAUGAACACAAUGGGGGAGGAAGCUGCUUUGAAAAGGCCAGAGACCAUCUCCACUGUGACGUCUUUUGUCCAUGCUGCAUGCCUGGUGUACAUAGAUGGAAUAGGUUCAGGGGUUACUUCCUCUGGGUUUGGUACGGCCCUCUUGGCUCGCAAAGAAUGUCUGAAAUUCCUAAUCAAGAAGCUUUCCAAGAUAGUCCGACUCACAGAAUGUCAGAAAAAUGAAUUGAAGAUUUAUGACAGACUCAAAGCCAAAGAAUUCACUGGGAUAGAUAACCUUUGGGGAAUUCAUCCAUUUUUUAUACCAAGGGGACCUGUCUUACACAGGAAUAAUAUUGCCGACUAUGCACUCAGCGCAGGUACCACAGCUAUGAAUGCCCAGAGGCUCUUAAGAGCUACAAAACUGAACAAACCUAUUCUCCUGGAGGGCUCCCCUGGUGUGGGAAAGACAAGUUUGGUGGGAGCAUUAGCAAAGGCUUCAGGCAACACCCUUGUUCGAAUCAACUUGUCAGAGCAGACGGACAUCACAGACCUGUUUGGAGCAGAUCUGCCUGUUGAAGGUGGCAAGGGAGGAGAAUUUGCCUGGCGUGAUGGCCCCUUGCUGGCAGCCCUAAAGGCAGGCCAUUGGGUUGUGUUGGAUGAGCUUAACCUGGCUUCUCAGUCUGUAUUGGAAGGACUCAAUGCUUGUUUUGACCACCGAGGAGAAAUCUAUGUUCCUGAAUUAGGAAUGAGCUUCCAAGUGCAGCAUGACAAGACAAAGAUUUUUGGGUGUCAGAAUCCUUUUAGACAAGGAGGCGGGAGGAAGGGCUUGCCCAAGUCUUUCCUUAACAGAUUCACUCAGGUCUUUGUGGAUCCCCUUACAGUAAUUGACAUGGAGUUCAUUGCCAGUACUCUGUUUCCAGCCAUUGACAAAAAUAUUGUUAAAAAAAUGGUUGCUUUCAACAACCAAAUUGAUCAUGAAGUGACUGUCGAGAAGAAAUGGGGUCAAAAAGGAGGACCCUGGGAGUUCAACCUCCGGGACCUUUUCCGCUGGUGUCAGUUGAUGCUGGUUGACCAGUCCCCUGGGUGUUAUGAUCCUGGUCAGCAUGUGUUUUUGGUCUAUGGUGAAAGAAUGAGAACCAGGGAAGACAAAGAAAAGGUCAUUGCUGUGUUCAAGGAUGUGUUUAGUUCAAAUUCCAACCCAUACAUGGGAACCAGACUCUUUCACAUCACUCCCUAUAACGUUCAGCUGGGCUAUUCAGUCCUUUCCCGUGGCAGCUACGUUCCUCCCCCGUCCCACCGUCCCCUGUUGCUCCUGCACCAGUCUUUACAGUCUCUGGAGUCAAUUAUGAAGUGUGUACAGAUGAGCUGGAUGGUCAUCCUUGUGGGGCCAGCCUCUGUGGGCAAGACCAGCCUGGUCCAGCUCCUAGCACACCUUACUGGUCAUACGUUAAAGAUCAUGGCUAUGAACAGUGCAAUGGACACUACUGAGCUUCUGGGUGGAUUUGAGCAGGUUGAUCUUAUACGGCCUUGGAGGCAGCUCCUUGAGAAGGUGGAGGGCACUAUAAGGGCACUGUUAAGAGAUAGCCUUCUUGUCAGUGCUGAUGAUGCAGAAGUAGUGCUGCGAGCCUGGAGUCAUUUCCUUCUGACAUAUAAGCCCAAGUGUCUUGGAGAAAGUGGUAAAGGUGUCACGAUGGAGAUUGUCAACAAACUGGAAGCAGUAUUAUUGCUUAUGCAGCGACUCAACAGUAAAAUCAACUCAUACUCCAAGGCAGAGUUUGCCAAACUCGUGGAAGAGUUCCGAAGCUUUGGGGUAAAGCUUAUGCAGUCAGCCAGUGGCCGUAGCCAUGGCACGUUUGAAUGGGUUGACAGCAUGUUGGUUCAGGCGCUGAAGUCUGGAGAUUGGCUUUUGAUGGACAACGUUAACUUCUGCAACCCAUCAGUGCUGGAUCGUUUGAAUGCUUUGCUCGAACCUGGAGGUGUCCUCACCGUUAGCGAGAGAGGAAUGAUAGAUGGAUCCACUCCCACCAUAACACCAAAUCCCAAUUUCAGACUUUUUCUCUCAAUGGAUCCUGUUCAUGGAGAAAUAUCCCGAGCUAUGAGGAAUCGUGGACUUGAAAUCUACAUUUCAGGAGAAGGGGAUGGGGGCAUUCCAGAUGACCUGGAUCUGAAAGUUCUGCUGCACAGCCUUGGGUUGGUGGGGGAUAGUGUGUGUGACACCCUUUUGGCUAUACACAUGGAAACCCGGAGCACUGUUGUAGGUUCUCCAGCAUCUUCUGUUUCAACUCUAAUUCAGACAGCUGUGUUCAUUGUCCAGUACCUACAGCGAGGGCUGAGUUUAGACAGAGCCUUUUCUGAAGCAUGUUGGGAAGCUUAUGUGCACUCACAGCAUUCACCAGCAAACCGGAAGCUUGUGCAGGCUUUACUGGAGAAACAUAUUUCUUCUCUGCGAGCACAUGAAACCUGGGGUGAGUCCAUUCUUGCCAUGGGGCUAUGGCCGGAUUCUCUGCCCUCAGCUGUGUUUGCUGUGGAAGAUUCUCACCUCUCUAUAGUCCGAAGUGAUGGACAGAUCUUAGCAUAUUGCCUCAACAGGGUGAGCAUGAAAACGAGCAGCUGGGCAAGGAUUCAGCCUCUUACCUUGCCAGACUUAGAGAAAAUUGUGCAGUCCUCCAACCCUGAGAGCUUGAAAUUCAGUUCAGUUGAAGUGGAUACUUACUGGAUUGAUGAACCAGAUGUUCUGGCCAUGGCUGUUAAAUUGCUCAUAGAAAGAGCAACGAAUCAAGAUUGGAUGCUCAGAGUUAAGUGGCUUUAUCAUUUAGCGAAGAAUAUACCAGAGGGGCUUGAGUCAAUACAGAUUCAUUUGGAAGCCAGUGCUGCAUCUCUUAGGAAUUUUUACUCGAAUUCUCUCUCAGCUGGGAUUAGUAAUGUCAUCAAAAUCUUACAACCAAAUAUAACGGAUGAAUUUGUGAUCCCUCUGGACCCCAGAUGGAAUAUGCAGGCUUUGGACAUCAUCAGAAAUUCGAUGGACUUUGACCCACAAACAGACCAGCCUGAGCAGCUCUUUGCCCUUUUAGAGUCUGUUGCAAACAAGACAAUCAUAUAUCUUGACCGGGAAAAACGGAUUUAUACUGAAGCAAAUUUGGUUUCUGUGGGUGGCAAAAAGUUAAGAAAUAGUGUUUUGAGAAUGUCCUUUGAAUUCCAUAAAGAUCCAGAGAGCUAUCACAGCCUGCCCCAUGAAAUUGUCGUCAAUCUUGCUGCUUUUUUUGAACUUAGUGAUGCACUAAUCCUGCUCUGGGUGCAGUCCUCCCAGGGGAUGGUGUCUGAUGCCUGUGUCAAUGAGAUCUUGGAUUCUGUGCGGUGGCGGGACCGAUUUUGGACUGUGGCCGACACAGUGAAAGUGGAUGCCCCCGGCCUGGCCCUGCUUGCCCUUCACUGGCACUGGGUUUUAAAACAUCUGGUCCGUCAGAUCCCCCAACUCCUGAUGAACCAUGAAGACAAGUAUUACAAAGAGGUUCAGACUGUCUCAGAACAUAUUCAGAAUUGUUUGGGGAGCCCGACCGGUGGCUUCACUGGGAUAAAGAAGUUGCAGAAGUUCCUGGGACGACCAUUUCCUUUUAAGGACAAGCUGGUGGUGGAGUGUUUUUCGCAACUGCAAGUCCUUAACAAAGCCCUUGCCAUCAGGGAGCGGAUGCCUGCUCUUGGGGAGAGUGGAUGGUGGGAAGACAUUAGUCGGUUCCAAAUGGUUGCUUCUGAGUGGACAUUAAAGAGAAGUCUCCUACAGGCCUGGGGAUUGGUCCUCAGAGCUAAUAUUCUGGAAGAUGUCAACCCAGAUGAAUUGAAGAAUCUUGUGAAUGCUCAGUGUUUAGAGCUAAAAGCCAAAGGAAUUUCAUUUGGUUUUCUGGAGAAAAAGACCAUUGAACCUUCCUCCCUGUCCCAGCCAGACUUUACCUCCUUAAUCCAACUCACCAGGAGCGUUCAGUUGUGGCCUGCAAUGGAGUACCUGGCUAUGCUUUGGCAGUACAAAGUGACAGCUGAUUUUAUGACACGGGCUUGUCUGAGAGGGUCCAGCAAAAAUCAGCACCCCCCGAUAGAUGAGGAGAUAAGUCAUCACAUCACAUUCUGUCUUAAGCGCACACCAGUUGCUCCUCAAGAGCUUCGAGACCUUUGGUCCAUACUGCACCAUCGGAAGGUGUCUACUGAAGAAAUUUUUUCUUUGUGGUCUGAGUUAUUUAAUUCCACAUUUAUGUCUUUCUGGAGCAGUACUGUGACCACAAAUCCAGAGUACUGGCUAACGUGGAGCCCUCUGCCUGAUGUGCAGCAGAGGGAGAUGCCCAAGUCCCUUUUGGACUCCACAUUGAAGGGCCCCGGCAGUCUCAAUAGAGCCGUGUUCUCCAAGUGCUGCUUUGAAGUCUUGACCAGUAGCUGUAGAGCAAGUCCCUGGGAUGUGAGCGGCCUUCCCAUCCUGUCCUCCUCGCACAUCACCCUGGGGGAGUGGGUUGAGAGAGCCCAGCAGCUUCAGGACAUCAGCUCAGUGCUUUGGACCAACAUGGCUGUCCCUUCAGUAGCGGAGUUCAGACGCACGGAUUCCCAGCUCCAGGGGCUCGUGCUGUGCCGGCACCUGGCAGGCCUGGCAGAGCUGCUCCCCGAGCCCCGGCGGCAGGAAUAUGUGCAGAACUGCGAGCAGCUGCUGCUUGGGGACAGCCAGGCCUUCCAGCACGUGGGCCAGACUGUUGGGGACAUGGCCGGGCAGGAGGCGUUGCCCAAAGAGCUGCUGUGCCUCUUGCUCACCUCCCUGCGCCACUUGUUUGGGGAAGGGGAGAGUAAGCGGGACCUGCCCGAGCCAGCCCGGCGUGGGAGCCUCUGGGUGAGCCUUGGCUUGCUCCAGAUUCAGACAUGGCUUCCCCAGGCGCGCUUUGACCCCGCAGUGAAGAGGGAAUACAAGCUCAAGUACGCCAAGGAAGAGUUACACCAGCUGCAGUGCGAGUGGAAGACCCGAAACCUGUCAUCCCAGCUACAGACUGGAAGAGACCUGGAAGAUGAAGUCAUUAUCAAUUACUCUCAUCCUCAUGUCAGAUUGCUUCGCCAAAGAAUUGAUCAGCUGGAGAAUUUAAUCUGCAGUCUGUCAAAGAAGCAGGCCUUCAGACCCCAGCUGCCUGUGUACGAGUCCCUGGUGCAGGAGAUCCACCACUACGUCACCAGCAUUGCCAAGGCCCCUGCCGUUCAGGAUCUGCUCACGCGGCUCCUGCAAGCCCUCCACAAGGAUGGGCCUCGGUCUGCCCAGGUGGCCCAGAACCUUCUGAAGGAGGAGGCAUCUUGGCAGCAGUCGCACCACCAGUUCAGAAAGCGGCUGGCCGAGGAGUAUGCCCUGUAUCCAGACUCUGUGGCCCCACUGCAGGCAUCCAUCUUGCAGCUGCAGCAUGGCAUGAGGCUGGUGGCGUCCGAGGUCCAUGCCUCACUCCACAGCAAUGUGGCCUGUGCAGACAGGCUGAGUGCCUUGGCCACAUCCCUGUUGGCUUUCCCAUCGGUGGGCCCUACCUUCCCCACCUACUAUGCUCAUGCGGAUGCUUUGUGCUCAGUGAAGUCAGAGGAGGUUCUGCGAGGCCUUGGAAAGUUGAUCCUCAAACGCUCAGGAGGAAAGGAGCUGGAAGGCAAGGGCCAGAGACCCUGCCCCACCCGAGAGCAGCUGCUGAUGAACGCCCUCCUGUACCUGCGCUCCCAUGUGCUGUGCAAGGGAGAGCUGGACCAGAAGGCCCUGCAGCUCUUCAGACACGUGUGUCAGGAAAUCAUCAAUGAGUGGGAUGAACAGGAACGCAGAGCUCAAGAGAAGGCCGAGCAGGAAAGCAGCCUGUACAGAUACAGGAGCAGGAACUCCAGGACAGCCCUGAGCGAGGAGGAGGAGGAAGAACGGGAGUUCAGAAAACAGUUCCCACUGCAUGAAAAGGACUUUGCAGAUAUUUUGGUAGAACCAACACUAGAGGAGAAGAAGGAAACUUCAGAUGGGCAAGAAGAGGAGGCAACCCCAGACCCUGCCCUCCUGUCCCAGAGCUCAAUGCAGGCUGUGAUGCUGAUUCACCAGCAGCUGUGCCUCAACUUUGCUCGGUCCCUCUGGUACCAACAGACUCUGCCACCACACGAGGCAAAGCAUUACCUCAGCCUGUUUCUGUCGUGCUACCAGACUGGGGCAUCCCUUGUGACACACUUUUACCCCCUGAUGGGAGUUGAGCUGAAUGACCAACUCUUGGGCAGCCAACUUUUGGCCUGUACCCUCGCUCAUAACACUCUCUUUGGGGAGGCAACCUCAGACCUGAUAGUGAAGCCUGAUGGGCCCUAUGACUUCUACCAGCAUCCCAACAUCCCAGAAGCACGCCUUUGUCAGCCUGUGCUUCGGGGUUUCUCAGAAGCUGUUAGUCAGCUGCUGCAGGAUUGGCCAGAACACCCAGCACUUGAGCAGCUGCUGGUUGUAAUGGACAGAAUUCGUAGUUUCCCACUUUCCAGCCCCAUUUCAAAGUUCCUGAAUGGCUUAGAGAUCCUUCUGGCAAAGGCACAGGAUUGGGAGGAGAAUGCAAGCCGAGCUCUGUCUCUGCGGAAACAUCUCGAUUUGGUCAGUCAGAUGAUCAUUCGUUGGCGUAAACUGGAACUGAACUGCUGGUCUAUGAGUUUGGAUAACACCAUGAAGCGCCACACUGAGAAAUCCACCAAGCACUGGUUCUCCAUCUAUCAGAUGCUUGAGAAGCACAUGCAGGAACAAACAGAAGAGCAGGAAGAUGACAAACAGAUGACCCUGAUGUUGCUGGUCAGUACAUUACAAGCAUUUAUUGAAGGAUCCUCACUGGGAGAAUUCCAUGUGCGACUUCAGAUGUUACUGGUUUUCCAUUGCCAUGUCUUGCUGAUGCCACAAGUUGAAGGAAAGGAUUCACUUUGCAGUGUUCUGUGGAAUUUGUACCAUUAUUACAAGCAAUUCUUUGACCGGGUCCAGGCCAAAAUUGUGGAACUUCGUUCCCCCUUAGAAAAAGAACUUAAAGAAUUUGUUAAGAUAUCCAAGUGGAAUGAUGUCAGCUUCUGGUCCAUUAAACAGUCUGUGGAAAAGACACACAGGACCCUCUUUAAAUUCAUGAAGAAAUUUGAGGCUGUCCUGAGUGAACCCUGCCGAUCAUCCCUGGUGGAGAGUGACAAGGAGGAACAGCCCGACUUUUUGCCGCAGCCAACAGAUGCAGCCUCGAGUGAGGCAUCACCCAUUCAGAGACUGAACAGGGCACUGAGGGAGACCCUAUUAGCCCGGCCAGCAGCUGUGCAGCCCAGGGUUCCAGAACGGUGUCAGGGUGCUCCCUUCCCCUUGGAGGCGGGGCUUCUGCGUCGCUUGCCGAAGCUCGUGAGACGGAUGAGGAAGAUAUGCCUGACGCUCAUGGAGGAAAGCCACCUGCCUCACCUGGUGGAGGGCCUCGAUCAGUUUACUGGUGAAGUAAUUUCCUCUGUGAGUGAGCUGCAGAGCCUAAAGGUGGAGCCCUCUGCAGAGAAGGAGAAGCAGCGGUCAGAAGCCAAGCACAUUCUCUUGCAGAAGCAGCGAGCUUUAGCAGACCUCUUUAAACACCUUGCGAAAACUGGUUUGUCGUAUCGCAAAGGUCUUGCCUGGGCCCGCUCAAAAAACCCUCAAGAGAUGCUUCACCUUCACCCGUUAGAUCUCCGGAGCGCACUGUCUAUAGUCAGCAGCAGUCAGGAGGCUGACUCUAGGCUGCUCACAGAAAUCUCGUCUUCGUGGGAUGGGUGUCAGAAGUAUUUUUAUCGCUCUCUCGCACGGCACGCCAGGCUUAGUGCAGCUCUGGCAGCUCCUGCCAAGGAGAUGGGUGUGGGCAACGUGGAGCGGUGUAAAGGGUUCUCGGCACAUUUGAUGAAGAUGCUUAUCCGACAGCGGCGCUCCCUAACCACGCUGACUGAGCAGUGGAUCCUCCUCAGGAACCUCCUCAGCUGUGUGCAAGAGAUUCACGGCAGGCUGACAGGGCCACUGGUGUACCCUGUGGCCUUUCCCCCUCAGGACGGUGUGCAGCAGUGGACAGAGAGGCUACAGCACCUGGCCAUGCAGAGCCAGAUCCUGCUUGAGCAGCUCUCCUGGCUCCUCCAGUGCUGCCCCAGUGCAGGGCCAGCUCCAGGCCAAGGUGACACCCAGGCACAGAGUCAGCCUUUUGCCCCAGAAGGACCAGAGCUCACCACGGGACAGCUUUCUGGAGCAGUGCCAGCCCUCAUCCCAUCGGAUCUGAGGUACCCAUCCCCAGUACCCGGAAAUCAGCUGCCCUCUGGCUGCCGGAUGCGGAAACAGGACCAGCUUUGGCAACAGUCAACUGCGAGAUUAACAGAGAUGCUGAAAACCAUUAAAACAGUGAAAGCUAACGUUGACAAAAUUAGGCAGCAGUCUUGUGAGACACUCUUUCAUUCUUGGAAAGAUUUUGAAGUUUGCUCUUCUGGGCUGACUUGCCUGUCCCAGGUGUCAGCUCAUUUGCAAGGCCCAGAGUCCUUGUUCAUUCUUCCCGGGAUGGAGGUUGAGCAAACAGACCAACAAAUGGCAUUAGUUGAGAGCCUGGAAUAUGUAAGAGGAGAAAUCAAUAAAGCCACAGAUGACUUUACUACCUGGAAGACACAUCUACUUGCUUCAGACAGCCAAGGAGGAAACCAAAUGUUGGAUGAAGGGUUUGUGGAAGAUUUUUCAGAGCAAAUGGAAACUGCCAUCCGGGCCAUCCUUUAUGCCAUCCAGAACUUAGCAGAAAGAAGCAGUAAAACGACAGAGGAGAACACUGACCAAAGAAGACCACAAGAAGAAGAUGAGGCGGCAGGCUUUGAGAGACUGCAAUCUGAACAUCUAACAAAACUCUUAGAGGAUGACUUCUGGGCUGAUGUGAGCGCUUUGCAUGUGCAGAAAAUAAUUUCUGCUGUCUCUGAGCUGUUGGAAAGGCUGAAAUCGUAUGGUGAGGAUGGCACAGCAUCAAAGCACACGUUCUUCAGCCAGUCCUGCUGCUUGUUGGUGCGCCUGCUGCCCUUGCUCUCUGGGUACUCAGACCUCGUCCUCUUCUUCCUGACCAAUGCCUUGACAACUCACCGUAGCACUGCGAAGCUGCUCUCUGUGCUUGCGCAGGUCUUUACGGAGCUCGCCCAGAAGGGAUUUUGCCUGCCCAAAGAAUUAAUGGAAGACUCAGCAGGAGAGGGAGCAACUGAGUUCCAUGACUAUGAGGGGGGUGGAAUUGGAGAAGGCGAGGGCAUGAAAGAUGUGAGUGACCAGAUAGAAAAUGAAGAACAGGCAGAAGAUACAUUUCAGAAGGGUCAAGAAAAGGAUAAAGAGGAUCCUGACUCAAAAUCAGACAUUAAAGGCGAGGAUAAUGCCAUUGAGAUGUCAGAAGACUUUGAUGGGAAAAUGCAUGACGGGGAGCUUGAAGAAAAAGAAGAGGAUGAUGAGAAAUCAGAUAGUGAGGGCGGAGACCUGGAUAAACAGAUGGGCGAUCUGAAUGGUGAGGAAGCUGACAAACUAGAUGAGAGGCUGUGGGGUGAUGACGAUGAGGAGGAAGAUGAGGAGGAAGAAGACAAUAAAACUGAAGAAACAGGACCAGGAAUGGACGAGGAAGAUUGUGAACUUGUUGCUAAAGGUGACAACUUGGAUGCUGGGAAGUCAAACAGAGAUAAAAACUGGCAAGAUAAGAAGGAAGAAAAGAAAGAAGCAGAAACUGAUGAUGAUGGACAAGGCCAAGAAAAAAUUAAUGAACAAAUAGAUGAGAGGGAAUAUGAUGAGAAUGAGGUGGACCCUUACCAUGGCAAUCAGGAGAAGCUGCCAGAACCUGAGGCCUUGGACCUUCCAGAUGACUUAAACCUAGACAGCGAAGAUAAGAACAGUGGUGAGGACACAGACCAUGAAGAAGGAGAAGAAGAGAAUCCUUUGGAAAUUAAAGAAAAACCAGUGGAUACUGAAGAAGCAGGUCCUGAAGCUGAGGAAAUAAAUGAAGAGACUGAGGCUGACCAGAGUGAAGGUCAGGGUCACUGUGAGCCUGAGGAAGGCCCCAGUGAAGAUGACGAUGACAAGGGGGAGGGGGAGGAAGAGAUGGACACAGGAGCUGAUGACCAAGACAAAGAUACUGAACAUCCUGAAGAAAACUCAGGGGAGGAGCAGCAGUCUCUGGAGGACAAGGACAAGGAAGCCAGUGAGGAAAGUACAGAGAAUGGCGGCCCUGUGGACCAAGGUCUCCAGCCCCAGAUGCAGGAAAAAGAAGAAGAAGGAGACGACUCUGACACAGAGGAGGAGGUGCCAGAGGCUACAGAGAGGAAGGAGCACGACUCCUGCAGGCAGACUGGGCUGGAGAGCACGCAGAGCGCACAGGCUGUGGAGCUGGCCGGGGUCGCGCCUGAGAAGGAGCCGGGGAAGGAGGAACACGGGAGUGGAGCUGCAGACGCAAACCAGGCAGAAGGCCAUGAGUCCAACUUCAUUGCCCGGCUUGCUUCCCAGAAACAGACCAGGAAAAACACACAGAGUUUUAAAAGGAAACCUGGACAGGCUGACAAUGAACGCUCCAUGGGUGAUCACAGUGAGCAUGUGCAUAAGCGGCUGAGGACUGUGGAUAUAGACAGCCACACCGAGCAGGGGCCAGCCCAGCCCCAGGCCCAGGCAGAGGACGCAGAAGCAUUUGAGCACAUUAAACAAGGCAGCGACCCUUAUGAUGCACAGACCUAUGAUGUGGCCAGCAAGGAGCAGCAACAAUUUGCAAAAGACUCCAGCAAGGAUCAGGAAGAGGAAGAGAUAGAGGAUGUCUUCAUGGACUCGGAGGAGCAGGAAGAGCUCACAGCAGUAGACCCGGAGCAGCUGAAGCCAGAGGAGGUCAAGUCGGGGACCAGGGCAAGCCCCGGCUUUAAUGAGAUGGAGAUGGAGAUGGAGACCCAAACUGUUAAAACAGAGGAAGACCAAGAUCCCAGGACAGACAAAUCCCGCAAGGAGACAGAGAAUGAGAAACCAGAGAGAAGCCGAGAUUCGACCAUUCAUACAGCCCAUCAGUUCCUUGUGGACACGAUUUUCCAGCCCCUUUUAAAAGAUGUCAGUGAGCUAAGACAGGAGCUGGAGAGACAGCUGGAAAUGUGGCAGCCACACGAAUCUGGAAACCCAGAAGAAGAGAAGGCUGCAGCUGACAUGUGGCAGAAUUACCUGGUCUUAACUGCGCCUCUUUCACAACAGUUGUGUGAACAGCUUCGUCUCAUAUUAGAGCCCACCCAGGCAGCCAAACUGAAAGGAGACUAUCGAACUGGGAAGCGGCUGAAUAUGCGGAAGGUCAUUCCAUACAUUGCUAGUCAGUUUCGGAAAGACAAGAUUUGGCUUCGAAGGACCAAGCCCAGUAAACGCCAGUAUCAGAUUUGUUUGGCUAUCGAUGACUCUUCUAGCAUGGUCGACAACCAUACCAAACAGCUUGCAUUUGAAUCUUUGGCUGUGAUUGGAAAUGCUCUAACCCUCCUGGAAGUAGGUCAGAUUGCAGUGUGCAGUUUUGGAGAGUCCGUAAAGCUAUUACACCCAUUCCAUGAACAGUUCAGUGAUUACUCGGGGUCCCAGAUUCUGCGGCUCUGCAAAUUUCAACAAAAGAAAACCAAGAUUGCUCAGUUUCUAGAGUCUGUAGCCAACAUGUUUGCAGCCGCUCAGCAGCUCUCACAAAACGUCAGUCCAGAAACUGCACAGCUGCUCCUGGUGGUCUCCGAUGGACGCGGCCUUUUCCUUGAGGGCAAAGACAGAGUCCUGGCAGCAGUUCAGGCUGCCCGGAAUGCUAACAUCUUUGUCAUUUUUGUUGUGUUGGACAAUCCCAAUUCACGAGAUUCUAUCUUGGACAUUAAAGUACCAAUAUUUAAAGGACCUGGAGAGAUGCCUGAAAUCCGAUCUUACAUGGAAGAGUUCCCAUUCCCAUUCUAUAUCAUUCUUCGCGAUGUGAACGCACUUCCCGAGACGCUCAGUGAUGCUCUCAGGCAGUGGUUUGAGUUGGUGACGGCCUCUGACCACCCGUAGAACAGAAAGAACACGGUCCAAAGUGAGAGGCUUUAAACCAUGGUCAGAGUGUCACACUUCUGCCCAGGUGCUCCUUUUUGGACAACUGUUUCUGAACUCGCAGCUCUGAAAUACGUUCUUUCAUCUUAGAUCUGAUUUAUAAAAUUCAGCUACAAAAAACUAUUGCAAUGUAUAUUUUAUUUUACAAUAUGAUUUCAGAGCCUAGAGAAAGCUCUCAGGCUCCCUCUUUGCCUGGGCUACAGUUCCUGUAACAAACCUGGGGCAGCAAAGGUGCAGCAGCAGCAGGUGUCUGGUCUCAUACCUGGGGGAGAGCUGCUCUCGGGCCUGUCUUGGAAGCCUUGGCCUCAGAGGAGGCCGCACCCCACCCUUGGGGCCCAGCCGCCUGCUUUCCCUCACAGGGACC